AUGCCAGGUUUAGACCCAAGGGUUGCUGUCCACCAAUUAGCAGUAAAACAUGGGGCUAGACCUGUAAAACAAACUCAGCGUCGCUUUCGUCCUGAACUCAUAUCACAGAUUGAGGUUGAAGUCAAUAAACUUAUCCAAGCAGGUUUCAUUCGUGAGGUCAAGUAUCCUACAUGGAUUUCAAAUAUUGUGCCAGUAAAAAAGAAGAAUGGCCAAAUGCGUGUUUGCGUGGAUUUUCGAGACCUUAACAAUGCUUGUCCCAAAGAUGAUUUUCCACUUCCAAUUACCGAGAUCAUGGUCGACGCUACCACAGGUCAUGGGAGAUUAACCUUCAUGGACGGUUCAUCUGGCUAUAAUCAAAUUCGAAUGGCACCCACAGAUGAGGAGAAGACGGCUUUCCGAACUCCGAAAGGGAUAUAUUGCUAUAAAGUUAUGCCUUUUGGCUUAAAGAAUGCAGGUGCCACUUAUCAAAGGGCGAUGCAGAAGAUUUUUGAUGAUAUGCUUCACCAACAUGUUGAAUGCUAUGUUGACGACCUCGUGGUGAAAUCAAAAGAAAAAGAAAAUCAUUUGCAAGAUCUUCGUCCGGUAUUUGAACGAUUACGUCGAUUCCAGCUAAAAAUGAACCCACUAAAAUGCGCAUUUGGUGUGUCAUCAGGCAAAUUCCUAGGGUUUAUAGUUCGACAUCGAGGGAUUGAGAUUGACCAGUCUAAGAUUGAAGCCAUUCUAAAAAUGCCGGAGCCAAGAAACAUCCAUGAGUUGAAGAGUCUCCAAGGAAAGUUGGCCUAUAUACGGAGAUUUAUUUCUAAUUUAGCGGGUCGAUGUCAACCAUUCACCCACUUAAUGAAGAAGGAUACGUCAUUCUAUUGGGAUGAAGCUUCACAAAUACGUUCCUUGGGGGUGUUGUUAGCGCAAAAAAAUGAUGAAGGCAAGGAAAGCGCUCUCUACUACCUUAGUAGGACAUUAAAUGGGGCUGAACUAAAUUAUUCUCCAAUAGAGAAGACAUGUCUAGCAUUAAUGUUUGCAAUAAAGAAGCUGAGGCAUUACCUCCAAGCGCAUUCAGUUAGACUAAUCUCCCGAGCUGACCCUCUCAAGUACAUCAUCUCAAGACCAGUACUAUCAGGAAGAUUGGCAAAAUGGGCUUUAUUGCUUCAAGAAUUUGAAAUUGUCUACGUCUCACAAAAGGCUAUCAAAGGGCAAGCACUAGCUGAUUUUCUCGCUGAUCAUCCUAUUCCCGAUGAAUGGAAGUUCUCUGAAGACCUGCCUGAUGAGGACGUUUUGUUUAUUGAAAUGUCAGAACCAUGGAAAAUGUUCUUUGAUGGCGCAGCACGACAAGAUGGAGCCGGGGCUGGGGUUAUAUUCAUCACACCAGAAGGAGAGGUCUUGCCUUUCUCCUUUUCACUUACCGAAUGUUGUUCUAAUAACAUGGCCGAAUAUCAAGCCUUGAUUCUUGGGUUAGAAAUGGCAGUGAAUAUAAAGAUGUCUCGCCUUAAAGUUUUUGGGGAUUCUCAAUUAGUCAUCAGACAACUCCUCUCACUAUAUGAAGUCAAGAAGCCGGAAUUCAUCCCAUAUCACAAGUAUGCACUUAAAUUGAUAACAUCACUUGAUUGCGUUACUUUAGAACAUGUGCCACGAAAAGAGAAUAAGCAAGCCGAUGCCUUAGCAAAUCUUGCGUCAACAUUAGCAUCAUGUAGUGAGGAGAUAAAAGUCCAUGUAUGUCAAAGAUGGGUCGUUCCACCACUAAAUCAUGACAUAGAAGAGAAAGAACAAGUGGGUGUAGUUUUUGUCUACGAGAUUGAAAGAGAAGACUGGCGUCAGCCACUUAUCGAUUAUUUGAGACAUGGAAAGCUACCUAAAGACCUACGCCAUAAGACAGAGGUGAGGCGAAGAGCUUCUCGCUUCAUAUACUUUCAAGGCACUCUUUACCGACGCUCUUUUGACGGAGUUUUUUUGCGCUGUCUCGGAGAAGAAGAAGCAACGAAAGCACUAGAGGAAACUCACUCAGGGAUCUGUGGAGCACACCAAUCAGGCCCUAAACUUCACUUCCGAAUCAAAAGAAUGGGAUAUUACUGGCCAACAAUGCCCUUUGAUGCUUGGGGACUUGAUGUGGUAGGACCAUUGCCGAAAAGCUCUGGGGGGCAUCUUUACAUAUUGGCUGCAACAGAUUACUUCUCAAAGUGGGCAGAAGCUGCAGCAUUAAAAGAGGUCAAGAAAGAGACAGUUGUAAACUUCAUUCGAACAAACAUUAUUUACCGUUAUGGGGUACCAAGAUACAUCAUAACCAAUAAUGGAAAGGAGUUCUACAAUACAGCCAUGAACAAGUUGUGUGCACAAUUCAGCUUCAAACAACAUAACUCUUCUAUGUACAAUGCUCCGGCUAAUGGUUUGGCAGAAGCCUUUAACAAGACUUUAUGCAAUAUUCUUAAGAAGGUGGUGAAUCGCUCGAAGAAGGACUGGCAUGAGAGAAUUGGGGAGGCGUUAUGGGCUUAUCGUACUACAUUCCGAACACCAACUCAAGCUACUCCAUAUUCCUUGGUAUACGGGGUCGAAGCUGUUCUUCCACUAGAAUGUCAAAUUCCAUCUUUGAGAAUCGCAAUCCAAGAAGGACUUUCCAAUGAAGACAAUGUUCAUCUACGCCUUGAAGAGCUUGAAGCUUUAGAUGAAAAACGUCUUGAGGCACAACAACGAUUAGAAUGUUAUCAAGCACGACUUUGUAGGGCUUUCAACAAGAAGGUGCGACCACGCUCAUUCCAAGAAGGAGAUCUUGUCUUGGCAGUACGACGCCCAAUAAUCAUGUCAAAACGCAUGGGCAGCAAAUUCCUCUCCAAAUGGGAUGGCCCUUAUGUGGUUCAAGAAGUCUACACCAAUGGAGCUUACAAAAUUGUCGAUGAGAAUGGAUUGAGGAUUGGGCCUAUCAACGGCAAAUUCUUGAAAAGAUACUAUGCUUGA
Populus trichocarpa (black cottonwood) is the source of this 2943-nucleotide messenger RNA. RefSeq lists its product as uncharacterized. Gene Ontology annotation, molecular function: RNA-DNA hybrid ribonuclease activity; nucleic acid binding. The transcript is spliced from 3 exons. Bases 1 to 2943 code for a protein of 980 amino acids. NCBI's taxonomy places the organism in Eukaryota, Viridiplantae, Streptophyta, Magnoliopsida, Malpighiales, Salicaceae. The record is from RefSeq and is a predicted model, not a curated record. Gene Ontology annotation, biological process: DNA integration.